Molecule: messenger RNA, 921 nt
Organism: Drosophila eugracilis
Lineage: Eukaryota; Metazoa; Arthropoda; Insecta; Diptera; Drosophilidae
Product: phenoloxidase-activating factor 2
Exons: 2
Coding region: 36-863 (275 amino acids)
Biological process (GO): proteolysis
Molecular function (GO): serine-type endopeptidase activity
Source: RefSeq, a predicted model, not a curated record
UACGGCAUCAGUUUACUUUGAAACCUCAUCGAGAAAUGACUCCAUAUAUAUUAUUUCUUUUGCUGUGCAGCUUUGCAAAUGCUCAACAGACGUACAAAUUUCAGCUGCAACGUGCGCAAAAUCAAAACUACUUACGUGAGUCAUAUCCCUGGGUGGUUGCUGUGCUGGAUCAACGGUAUUGGUUAACUCGAUACAUAGGAGUAGGUUCCCUGAUCAGACCCAAUGUGGUCCUCACAGCCUGCCGUAUCCUAAACGAAACAACCGAAUAUGAUUUACUAGUGCGCGCUGGCGGAGGGAAUAUUUCCACAACAACGGAUCAGCGACAUGUAGAUCUUGAGGUCUUGAAGAUUGUCCGUCAUGAGGGGUUUAGCCCGUACACCGCUGUAAACAAUAUAGCCAUGCUUAUUCUAAAAUCAGCAUUUACGAUGACAGAUAAUAUCCAGAUGAUUCAGUUGAAUCUAUCGCCGGAAGUUAUAUAUAACGGAUAUUCCUGUUUCUUCAACGGCUGGGGCAAAGCUGAAUGGAAUUCUGAUGACUAUCCCGAUGUUAUUAAGAAGAUACAAAUUGUACGAUUAAGUGAUGAUGUAUGUAAGAUUCGACUUAAUAGGGAAUUGCCAAUCGGUCAAUUUUGUGGCGAUGGCUUUGAGGGAAAGGAUUGCAAUGGUGAUGGUGGUGCUCCCUUGGUUUGUCAAACUUUUACAUAUUCACCUUCCUAUGUCCAAGUGGGCAUUGUCAACUGGGGAACUCGCAAGCCCGGUGAUAAAAGACCCAUCAUCUUUACGGAUGUGCUAAAACUGUCCAAAUGGAUUAAUUCUACAUUGAAUUUGUCAGCAAAUUUCCAAUCCAAUGAUAAUUAUAAAUAAAAGAAGUAAAUAAGUUUUUAAAUGUUAGUAAAUCAAUAAAAUCUGAAACGUAAAAUAA